Messenger RNA from Diaporthe batatas, 1435 nucleotides. RefSeq lists its product as uncharacterized. Lineage: Eukaryota; Fungi; Ascomycota; Sordariomycetes; Diaporthales; Diaporthaceae. The transcript has 5 exons. The coding region runs from base 44 to 1435 and encodes 463 amino acids. The record is from RefSeq and is a predicted model, not a curated record.
UUUGUUUCCUCCCCAUUCUCGACUGAUUGAGUCAACGUCCCUAAUGCAUUGCUCGAGUAAGGGGCCAGUCCAGCAGGACGGUACCCAGGGACAUUUGUCGACCCAGUCUAUUUGCACAGACUCCAGCGAGCGGCAGGACCGCAAUCCAGUGUGGACCUUGUCAGGCACGACGAUGAAGGCCUACGUCGCCAUGAGAGGCCUUCCUGCCGUCGAAGAUCCUUUGGUGAAGUGGAUCGCCAACCUGGAAACAGACAAGCGAGUUGAGGGGAAGGUCACUAUGCUUGGUGAGAUUGAGAACUCAUUCAAAGAGCGCUUCGAUUGGAAGUCCCGUGGACCAGCGACGUACGACAACGAAGAGGCGCAGCGCAAGUCAACCUUCAUUUUUGACCGUCCCAUGGUCACUGGCUUCAGUCUUGCGCACCUGGAACUUUCAGAAGGCCUGGACACUGGCGGGUUGGACGACAUCUUCCGGGACAGCGAUUUUAUGGCAGAUGGGUGGAGGAAGUAUGCCGCCAGCGACGUCUCUGAAGAUGGCGAGGGUGAUCCAGCGGACGGUAGGAUUUCUCCAGCUACUUUCGCUCUAUGGUCUGAGGGCACGAAGAGGUGGGACGAACACGAGGAGAAGUACAGGUCAGCGUGGAAAGAGCGGAAGACCGAUGCCAUCCCUGACGGACGCCAACGACCUUGCUCCCCGAACACCGCCCUCCCACGAAAGAUGAAGCACCGCCAUAUGAAAAGCUUAUAUGAUGUGGAAGAUGGCAAGAAGCUGAGCCCCGAGUGCAGCGCUUACGCAAAGACUGAGCCGUCCAUUCUAUGGUCACCGCCUCCUAUGGACCCUUCCCUACCGCACGACUUCUACAACCAUAUCUUCGACCGCAUGGACCCAGAGCUCAUGCGCCUGGUUCGCAUGAACAACACCUCCACGGAGCCCUCCUGGGGCGUGAAGACAGCCUCGGAGCCCGAGCGCUACGAUCCCGCCGAGGUGGACGCCGCGAUCGAGAAGUACUGGGGCCUCGAGGCCACACAACACAUCCUCGCCAGCAGGAACGCCGAGGUCGCGCGGCUCGUGCAGACCGAGGAGCAGGCCAACGCGGAGGCGGAGCGGCUGCGGCACGAGGCGACGCGCCUCAAGCACGAGAACCGCAAGCUGGCCGACUGCUACGGCGAGCACCGCAGCACCCGCGACCGGCGUAUCAUGAAGCAGGUGCAGCGGCAGAUCCGCGAGCUCAACUACGUCGCCAAGGCCAAGAUGGCCGAGAUCAGGGCCCGCGUGCGUGACCGCGACGACCUGGCGCGCGAGAUCGAUGAGCAGCGGGAAGUGCAGCGGAGGCUGCUCUCGCUCAUGGGCAAGGAUACCCCCGAUGAGGUGUUUGCCAUGUACCCUGACAUCUGGGAGCCUGAGGAGAUCAGGAAGAACCGCCGGAAUUACUCGUGA